Messenger RNA from Parasteatoda tepidariorum (common house spider), 668 nucleotides. Lineage: Eukaryota; Metazoa; Arthropoda; Arachnida; Araneae; Theridiidae. The record is from RefSeq and is a predicted model, not a curated record.
AUGAAGUGUUAUUUAUGUUUAAUUUGUGUAGCACAAGGAGAAGAAAGAAAAGGAAAUUGUUAGUUUAAUGAAACGAUUAACUAAACGAAAAUCUAAAUCACCACCUCCAUCUGAUUAUUCUUGUGAUAAUCCCUCAUUUGUGGAUGGAACAUCAUCAUCACAGCAAUCAUUAUCUGCUGUGCAUGUCAGUGAGUUAUUUGAAUGUAGAUCAACAUCUUGUCCCAGUGAAGCUUUGGGUAGUCAAAAUGCGAACCAUAAAAAAACUGGAUCUCUUGAUGGUUCCAAUGGUGAAGUUCCAAAAUCAUCAUCACGACCUAAGCAGCCAGCGCCGUUGGUGCGGGAAAGGUUGUUCAUUGUUUUUUAUUUAAAUUAUCUUUUAUUGGUACACUUUAAGAAAUGAAAAUAAAUUGUAAAGAAGCGUAAGAAAACUCAGAUAUUACAAAUGCAUGGUACAAUUUUUAAUUUCUAGUUACGAUUCUUUGUAGUAAUGAUAUAACAAUUUAGUUUGCAAUUGUAAGCAGGAAUUAUUUUCAAUAUGCAAACAUUUAAUACUUUGAAUGAAUAUUGUUAAGUCUCAUAUAUAUUUAUUUUAACUAUCCGUGUCAAAAUCUUUUUAAACAAAGAUAAUAAUAUUCACAUGUAUAUUUUGUUACCACUUAAAAAAUAAA